AUGAACAUUUCAUGACUAUCAAUGUUUUUUGAGGACCAUUGUCAGAAAUGGUCAUGGGUGAAAAUAAUUUGGAACUUUUUGAGCUCCAAGAAUGUCGGAAGUAUUGGAAUGAAAAGAUUGAGGGGUUCUGUACCCCAUCUGAGUGUGCAUCGACACCCCCCGGACAGCAGCUGUCCCCCCCACCUAGAGCGCUCAGUCCUGUCCAAUCUCUUAAAGAAGAAACUCCGAACCUGGCAUAUGUAAACAAUACAGUAGAUACGGAGCAUCAUGAAUCCCAUGUUUCUGUUGAUCAGAGAAUAAAGCAGAAUGGUAAUGAAUUUGCUGGAACUGAAGUAAAACAGAAUGGUUUUGAUUCCCCUGCACCUGGAGUGGAGCAGAAUGGUUUAAAUACCCCCGGGAUUGGAGUCGAGAAUAAGGCUGGUUUGGUGCAAUGUGACAACUUUAUAUCAAAUGUCCAAUGUGAACGAACUGAACAUGCUCCCAUUAAUGUGAAUAAAGAUGAAACCGACGGAUUAAAUUCUACUGAAGAGACUGAACCUUGUGAACCUUGUCACGUCGAUGAGGAACAAUCUGACCUUGUAAACCUUGAAGCUACUGAGAACCACUGCCAUGAACUAGAUCAAAUUUCUAAUCAAUCGAGAACCGAGAGCAAAGACUGUGUCGUAGUUGACCAAACUCAAGAUAAAUUUUUUCACUGGUAUCCACCGGAUACUGGAGAGGAGAGGUUGGAUUGUAGUAUCUGUGAGGAGAAACAGCUGAGCUUAGUUGAUCUAGAGAUUCAUUAUCAUCAGUUUCAUGUUAAUCCACGCUUCCUCUCUCAGCAUGAUGUCAAACACUUUCGUUUAUCAAACUUUUUAGUGAAUAAUCUUGAAGAUACGCCAGUUCAAUCUACUUUUCCUGGACUCUUUCGGUGCCACGAGUGUUUUAACACAUUUAGUGAAUCUGAGAACCUGAAACUUCAUCUAGUCAAACACAAAACUCCAAGUAAGAUGGCACCCAAGACGCACGAGACGUCGGAGCAGGUUUACUCCGUAUCACUGGGUUCCAAAAGAGUUUUGUCAAAAAAGCGUCGUGGGUCUGCCAACACCGAGAUAUUGCAUAAUAAAAAUAGGAAAAUAGACAAGGCUAGUUCUAAGUAUUUUAAUAAAUCUCGGCCAAGGAGACAAGCUUCUAUGAACAGGAUCGUUGAACUUGAGUCGGAGAUAUCUGAUGAGUUCAACAGCAACAGUGAGAACGAGGCUGACUUAACGAAUCGACGAGCUUGGAGACCUCAGAGAGAAUGUAAAAGUAGAACGAAAACUUUAGUGGCAAUAUCUCUUGCGGAGCAGGAGUACGACAAAUUUGAUCUUGAUUUCGGAAAGUUUAAGACUGAUGUAAACUCUAAAAUCAGUCAAAUCGAGAAAAGUAUUCAUCCUGUGGAUGAAAUCGCCGAGACUGAGGUUCGAGAAACUUCUAGAACAUUGAAACAAAAAUCAGUGUCAGGAGAAAAAUCAGCAAAACCUAAAGGAUUAAAGAAAAUUAAAAUAAAGCGAGGAAAAAAAGGUAAAAAAUUAGAGAACCCCUCCGUCCUGGGGACUUCAGAGCGGAAGAAGGGAAGAAUGAAGGUUCCUACCUUCUCCGUGAAGGACCAGAAGAAGGCGAGCAAGAUGGUUGAGGAUAUCCUAGAAAACACUGGAGAUUAUGUGUGCCUAAGCUGCGGAAUUGAUGUAAAUUCAUACAGACAACUCAUCUCUCACAAGAGAUUAUGUAGACAGGGCGCAAAUCCACUUCUAGUUGGAGUAGGAUUGGAGAGAAUAGAACCUAAAGUUGAAGAUAUUACGGAAACCAGUUCGGAAUUAUCCAAUUAUGUUACUGGUGCUGUGACCCAAGUUCCAGAAACUAGUUUUAACAGCAUGCAUGGGAAGAUGGCCGACCUAAAAACAGAAGACGCAAACCAGUUUCUCAACAAUUCACCCAAUGCGUUAGGACUGGUAAGAUUAAAUUACUCGGGCCAGUGGAGUGUGAAAGAUGUUUGGGAGAUCGGAGGUUGGGAACCUAGGGUAGAUCAACUCACCUGGCAAAGAUACGAGCUAGCAGCUGCUGUUUCAUCAGCUCUCAAGCUAAAGAACCAGGAGUCAGAAGCCAAGGCAUUGAAGGAAACAGAGGAGUUGUCUAAUGAGAACGGAGAUAAUGAGAAACCGAAGAGUAAUGAAGUAUCUCCUGUAACAUCUGCUUCUAUAGUCAGGAACCUGACUAGCCAAGUAGUUGGUCGACAACCUCCGAUUAUAACAAACACAGAUCUUAAAAGAGAUUUCCUUAUUAAGCUAUCUGGGUUACCCUGGACGGAGCAGAGGAAGAUUAAAGAAUCCUUUGACAGUGCUGUGACAGCUAAGAAACCCCGGAAGCCUGAAAAACCAUCGGAGAGUACUAUCCGGCAUCCUUCAAUGCCGGUGCGUCUUGAUCUGAAGCAAGUCGGAAAAUCUAUAAAAUACUCCAAAAGUAACAAUAGAAAAACGCCGACAAUGAAUAAGGAGGAAGGAGAGUCUAAGUCGGAAAUGGUUCUCGGUACCCUGUCCGGAGAGUGGGAGGUGGAACACUCCUUUGUGUGCAGUGUCUGUGGAAUUGAGUAUGAUGAUGUACUUGAGAUUAUGCACCAUAAGUGGGAGGCUCAUCCACACUGUCUAGUUGCUCAUGUUAGUCUUAAACAUAAUCUUCAGCGUCCUCCAGCUCUUCUAUAUCCUCAGGUCGGUCCAAGUACUAUUCAUCUUGACUCUAAGCUGAAGGAGGAGAAACCUGUUCCGUUCAUAUGUUCAAAAUGUCAACUGUCCUUCGAGGAAGGGUCAGAGUUCCACGCCCACAUCCUUCUUUGUGGAGGUGUGUCUCCGUGGGACAAGUCUCCGUCCAAGAAGAAACGAAGGAAAGGACACGGAGGGGGACUGAAGUCAACGAUCAGAAUGAUGAAGAAGUCAAUCCAUUCCCGAGAUGGGACGGAUACUGACGAGCCGUCUCCGAAGAAACGAGUUCGAGCCGCACCGCGAGUUUUUGGCGAUGUUCCUCUUGUUCCAACCCACAACAGGACCACGAGGUUCAAGGAGACCAAGGAGAAGGAGGCCAAGGUCAUGGAGGCUAAGACGAAGCGACGAGAAAGAGGAGGGAAGAGAACGCGGAAACCUGGAGGAAAAAGAAAGAUUACUGCCGAGAAUGUGGAUAAUGUUGUUGUCUCUGUUGUAUCAGAUCUAGUGGAGAAGGUUCACAACAAGGAGAAGAGAAGAUCACAUAGAUCCAAGGCGGAGCAAAAGAAGAAGUUGGACCGAGAGAAAAGAUCUUCCCUUCGGAUCCAGGAUGUUCAGCAAUACAAGGAGCUUAGUUCAGAAGAUUCAGUCGACGAAGAUCGAGAGAACGAGGACGGAAUGAAAAAUCAAAUUGAAAAUGAAAUUCCAGCUGAAAUUGUAAAAACUUUAAACGAAUUGAUAGACUCUGUUCUUUCCUUCGUGGAGAACUCGAGGAACUCAAACAACAACACAUCGAUGAAAGGGAAAAUUGUUCGCGUUCAAAUUGUACCUGAUGAAACAAGUUUUAAGAUUGCUGAUCACUGCCGCAUUGUCUCAGCUUGUGAUCUUGUCCAAGACAGUCCAGGCAAACGUAGUAAUAAAAAACGAUCAUUAUCUCCAGAUUUGAACCAUUCUUCUGUGGAGAAUAAAACUGAGGUAAAUGGACCCAAGAUUAAUGGUUUUCUAGAUAAAUCCACCCCAAGUAAAGAUCUCAUUCCUACAAAUUCCCCUGUAAAUAAUGUGAAAAAGGUUCGUAGUCUAUCUCCUUCCUCUUCUAAGUCAAGUCCAAGACGUCGAAACGUUUUCCCCAUAGAGCUCAAGAUGUCAGCUCUUCAAAGAAUAGAUGAUGGAGAAAGUCAAGCUGCUGUAGCCAAAGAUUUAGACAUAUCGUUCUCUACUCUUGUCAAAUGGUGUGUUAAAAGGUCUGAACUACUGGAGAAAUUCAGCUCAGUCACUCAAAACUCAGGCAUUAUUAACGAACCUGAUAUUACAAGCAACACUGAGAAGGAGAAUGUUGAUACAGAUUCUACAGACACACCUAAAGAUGUCGAGGAUAGUAGUUCAGAAUCAGGGUCCGGAGAGAGUAGUGUUAGGAACUCAAGAAGCUCAAGUAAUCAACGUUCCCGCUCCUCCAGCAGAGAAUACAGACCUUUCAUUCCGUUAGAGAUUAAAUCUGCUGCUAUAGAGCGGGUCCUGGCAGGAGAAACUCAGAUAGCAGUCUCGAGAGAUCUAAACAUUAAUCCAUCAACUCUAGCACACUGGUGGGGGAAGAAAGAGGUUAUCCUGGAUCAAGUUCGAAAUAUACAAGAGUUAUCUGCAGUGCCGGAGGAGAUUCUUGAACCCUUGGAACUGGUCCAGGAUGAUGAACCUCUGAAAUCUAAGGUGAAACCGAAAGCGGAAGAAAAAACGGGUGUGAAGCCGAAACUUUCAUGUCGGCUAUAUCGGGAAAGGUUAUUGCAGCGGAUCAAGGAUGGCGAGAAAAUUCAGAAGGUUUCCAAAUCUGAAAAUAUUCCUAAAUCUAAACUGAUCUCCUGGAUUAAACGUUAUAAACGUAUUUCUAAGCCGGAAAACGUUGUGCAAUCCCAGGUUUCUAAAACAAAAAUGAAUGAAAAACUAUCUAUCCAAGAGAACAACAUUGAUUUAAUAGAACAAAAGAACCUUAAAUCUUCUGAGGAAGAUGUCUCCUCAGUGGAGAUUGAAAGAGAACCUAGUUUUCCUGUUUCAUCUGAUCCUCAGCCGUGUAGAAUAGUUGAACCUGAAGUAUUGGAUGUUGAUGUGAAUACUAAACCUGUUGAAACUAUUAGACCUAGGAGACAAAGUUUAGGAGCGCCAAGCCAUCCAUCUCUGUCGGGGUUCAGACUUUUCAUGCCUUUAAACGUAAAACGUGAGGCAGUUACGAAAAUAAUGAAUGGUGAAUCUCAAGCUAGUGUUGCAAGGGAUCUAGAUAUUUCGGUUUCAACAGUCUCCACUUGGUGGAGGAAACGAGAAAGUAUUCUCUCAACAGAGGAGUUGUCCAAUGAAGCUGGAGAAGAGAUUGAAGAUCCAUCUGUAGAUGAGCUCGGAGAGAUUGAAAAAUCUGGAACCCCAGUCAUAGAUGAAAAAGAACAAGAUUCACGUGAAGGGGUGACGGAAGAUUCUGCUCUAGACAGUUCUGCUCCGGAUACUACGGUCCCAGUGUCCCAGUUAGUUCUACCUAAUGGUAAAGAAGAAAUUCUUAAGUCGAUGAAAUCUGCCUUUUCCUCUUCACUACAAGAAGAUGAUUCAAAAUCAACUCCAGUCCUGGUUCCAAAAAAAAAAUCUCUGGAAUUUCUGGCAAAUAAUCUUAUGAAGAAAGCUUUAGCUUUCAACGUUCUCUCAGUUCCUACCUCAGCUCUGGAGGACGGAUCUCAGAUGUAUCUCUCAGGAGACAUAAAGGAGAAGAGGGGUUCUGGGUUAGGUUUGAUUGCUAAUAACUAUUUAAGCUCAGAGGAGGAAUCCUGAUCUCUGCUCACAUCUUCUAGAAAGUUACUGAUGAGAUCGUGAUAUUUAUAUGUAUAAAUUUACAUCAUCAAUCAUGAUCCUUGUUGCCUGGCUUUACAGGAAAGUUUUAGCUUAUUUUCUUAAAAUGUGUUUCCUAUGAAGUAAUAAAAUAUACAACUGAUCAUAA
Molecule: messenger RNA, 5676 nt
Organism: Eurytemora carolleeae
Lineage: Eukaryota; Metazoa; Arthropoda; Copepoda; Calanoida; Temoridae
Exons: 7
Coding region: 48-5510 (1820 amino acids)
Molecular function (GO): DNA binding
Source: RefSeq, a predicted model, not a curated record